UUAUGUUAUUAUUACUACUAAUAUUGUCUUUUUUUUAGCUGAGAAAAGGAUUUUCUACAUAUAAAUGUUCUCUCGAAAUGACAUAUCCAAAAUUGCGGUGUUGAUUCUAUGCAACUUUCACUCUACAUAAAAAGUCUUGUUAUCGUAACACCUCAAAAACACAGUUCAUGUCAGUAACAAAAUUAUCAAUCUUUUACAUUAACAGCUUUACUGCAACAAAUCGGGGUGAGAUUGAUUUAAAGGCAAUAUCUUUUAUGCAUUAGUAGCUAAUAUAUUAUAAAGAAUCUAAAUGUCUUCUGAACCUUAUAUUUAAUCUACUACUAUCCUCCCUCACAUGCUCACUUUUUUUUACUUUUUUUUUGUCAUGUGUUACUAUUUUAAACCUUUAAUUUAUAUUCUCUUAUAUUUUAAAUAUUCUGACAAAUCGCUAUAUGUAAUGUCGAUGUGCAAAAAUAUACUCAUUAAGAAAGUAUUAAUAGAAAAAAAGCGGGAGACAGAAUCUCGAUCGAUUAUGGCUUGCCUACCACAGAAUUAUAUUCAAAUACCAAAACCCUUAAAUUACAUUCAGUGGUGUGAAAGAAAAUUAAAAAAGAAUAAUAAUAAUUAUAGACCAGAAAGCUAUUAAGUUAAGAAAUUGUGUAAUGGCGGCAAUUUUAAACUAGACUUAUUGGUCAAAGUGGAUUUGAUUUCUUUUUUUGUUGUGGUGGCAAUGUGGACAGAAAUAAAAAAGUCGUAAAAAACUAUAAAAAAUUUUUUACCAGUUGGAGAAUUUAUUGGAAAGAAUUUUGUUUUUUAUAAAUUUGAAUAAAACAUACGUUAAAAAAAAUGUGAAUAUAACCAGUCAAGAUGGCUAUUAUAGUAAAUCGUCUACCGGUUUAUUAGCUUCUAGGUUGACAUUCACGACAAGAAAGUAAAACAUCCGCCUAUUUUCAUAGCAGACGUGAAAGAAACUUAUGCCAUACGUUUUAAAAACUUCUGUUUUCAACGGCACAAAAAGAAGAUAGUCUAGUGCUAUUAAUGUGACGUUAAAAGUAAUCUAUGACACUAAAAAAUUAAAGUUGAUCAAUGUACGCCCAACAAAGCUCCAAAAAUCUCAGGGGGAUUAUGAAUCAAUGUUGGCCUAUCUAUAGUUACUCCCUAUCUAGACACGACUAUUUAUUUGAAGAUACAAUAUUGCUUUUAAUAGCUUAUUGAAUGAUUUCUGACUACUUUGAAACAAUUAUUGACGUGAGAAAAUUCCAGCGUCGCUGUAUCUUAGCUGAGACACCUCUUGUAACUAGGGGAGGGGUAUAAUUCUUUAUAUCAGAUUUAUUCUGAUCACUGAUACAAAAAUAAUCAAUUUUCUUGCAAUAUGUGAAUAUAUACAAUUUUACAAAUCCAAGUAUUAAAAUGGCCUUUGUACUUGCAUUUCAUGUCUUAGAUUAUAUCAAGAUUUUUGUUUAACAAAAAUUCGUGAAAUGUUUCAGCAAACAGCUAGUUAAAACCUAACUUUCUAUAUAUACAUUUAUAUUGAGCAACUUUGAUAACGUGUGAACAUGACAUAACGCAUCUUAGAAAAAAUAUUAUAUAUUUUACGCCUAUUUUAUAGAAUUUCUUAUUUUUUCUUCCAACUUUUGCCCUCCCUUUAUUGUGCACGAUAAACAAUGACGCCGUUGAAAAACAUAGUUUUUAGUACUAUAUAUAUAUGUGAUUAACCAACAUUGUAUUGUUCUACUCCGUUUUUAUAACAAUAAGAGAAGGCGGAGCAGUUAAUUACACGAAUCUUGUCAAAAAAAAGAUUUAGCCACUAAUUAACCAUAAUUAAUAUAGUCAUUUAUUAUAUAAAAGCAAAAUCAAUACUCUAUUACACCAUUCAUUGUAGAACUCGUUAUCUGCAAACAUCAACUAGCUGUUUAGCUAUGAUACCUAUGGUCGAAUCAACGAAUAUCCUCUCGCAUAAUAUACAGAACAGCCAAGAGCAAGUACAUAAUAUUAUGUGUACUAACACCACGCAAGACUUAUUUCAAGACAACGCUUACCGUCAAUUUGGUCAACCAUAUCCGUCAUACAAAGGGAAUAUGGGAUACCCAUUCUUCAGAUUUGCACAAAAUAAUCAUCAAGCUCCCGCAGAGGCGAAGCAAGAAGUAUCAAAAGUGACCCUUGCAUGUGCACAAGUAUGGUUGGAGCACCAAGGUUUGUGGAGACGCUUUAGUAUGUCUGGUAACGAAAUGAUUAUCACUAAAAUGGGAAGGAUAGUUGCUAAACCACAUCAGCAAAGCUUUAGUAGAUUCAAAGGUAAAAAAGAGAGAAGCAUUAGAAUAGGGUACAAACAAAAACCUGCAUAUGAUAUGCAUUCUUUACAAAAUAUCGGACAUCAUAAUUUAUGUCAUCUAAUUGCUUUUGGUUGUCAUGAUAAAAUACCGACUCUUCUUUUUUGUUGUCAAAACAAGAAUGUUACGCUGUUUUAUGAUGGUGAUUUGAAUGGUCAAUCACCCCAGGAUGAUCUUGUAUUGACAACAUCAGCAGACAUAAGAUUAAAUGCUUAUAAAUUUGCGCAUGCUUCAAAAGUGACUAAUCUUUCUUUGAUAGGUCAUAAAAAUGUUUUUGGUCGGAAAAAGAUGGUCUCCAAAAGCGUAGGAUGUUACAUUAGUCGGUUUAUAAAUCAUCAAAUUAUCGCCCACUCAAUCCUUAGUGAACACCGUGUUGGAUAUGAUGAUUUUAAAAAGUUAGUAUCAGAACUACUGUCAGUAGCCUUUCAUAACCACAAUGAUAAUAUUAUUAGUAACAAGGGUUCAGAAAAUCCGAUUAAUUUUAAAUUAACAGCAAGCUCAGUCAUAAACAAGAAUGAUGCAGCAUUAUGGGUAGUAACAUUUAGAAAAUUAACGUGGAGAAUGUUUCCAGUUCUUGCCUUUGGUGUAUUUGGCUUAAACCAAACAGACUUAUACUCCAUGGAAGUUGAAGUAAUUCCGGCUGACAAUAACCGUUACAAAUACGUCAGCGUCAGCGGUUGGCGUGUUAAUGGUGUGGCUUCAGAGCAUGAAGGAAAUAAACGUAUGAUCCAUCCUGAUGGUUGCCAAACUGGAGAAUACUGGCAAAGAAAUGGUAUAGCCUUUAAAAGGAUUAAACUAACUAACAAGAAGAGUGCAAAAGAAGGCUCCAACCAGAUUGUCCUUAAUUCUAUGCACAAAUACCAAAUACAGAUCGUGAUCAAGCAACUGAAUGAAAAAAAAGAGACGAUUGACACUCGUAAGGUGUUAUUCAAAGAAACAGCAUUUAUCGCUGUAACUGCUUAUCAAAAUGAUGACAUCACACAGCUAAAAAUAGAUCACAAUCCCUUUGCAAAAGCGUUUCGUGACAGCACAGGCGACGUCGGUGACCACUCUCCUUCGGCUGAUGAUAUAUACACGCUAUCGCCCAAACGUCGCAGAUAUAGCGACAUGAAUGUAAUGACGCCAUCUCCGACGUUGUUCCAUCAGGAUUACUCACCAAACUUUAAACACUCAAUGAACUAUAACUUCGGUCAAUACUCACCUGAUAAUGCGUUCAUGUCACACGAUACAGAAAAAGCAUAUCGAAAAAUGUUCACAUUUGGUGCAACGUCUUGCGUCAAUAAUAGAAACUUCGAAACCAUGACAAAUACAACAUAUAAUACAGGACUAAAUUUCCCAACAGCUUCUUGGUUACCUAAUAUGGCCUUUCAAGGGAAUGAUUUUGAUCACUUUAACAAUAACGACAAUAAUAACGUCGUGACGAACAACAACAAUAUGUGGGAAUUUAAAAUUGAAGAUCAAGUGCUACCGAACUGCAGAGUUUCAUCACUACCUGCGAAUUGAAACAACGUUUUUGGAACAUCCAUGCUUCGUUCUGCUGGGCAGACAUCAUCUAAGCUUGUUGUAUACACACACAUGCAAGAUUAGUGUAAUAGCUGGCUACACAUUAUAUGACAUAUCCAGUUUGACAGUUCAGAUAUGUGUCCUAUGGUAGACGUUGACGUCUGCUGUGCACACAAGAAAAGUGAAAAAGACGUGGUACAAUAUAUUUAAUAAUAUAUUUAUUAUAUUUUAAUUACAAAUGUUUCGUUUCCCUAGAUUUUGUUAACCCAAACCUUUGCCAGCCAAGUCAUCAAAAUUAAAAUUUAGCUUAAGAGGAGUUAUUUAAGUUUUACGAUUCAUUUCAAACAAACAAUUUCCUAGCUUUUCUGCGCAUGAAAACAUUAAAUGACAGAUGACUAAUUAUCCUUCGUACUACAGUUUAGGAUCGCAACUUGCACGAAUUGUUAAUAAAACUACACGUGCAAGGUGAUCAACAUUCCUCUCGUAAAUAUUGGCCCUCGUGGAUUUUUUCUUAUUUUUCAAUCAUUCACCAUAAUUGUCAAUUAUUUUAUCACACUUAUUUAAUAAUCUUACCUCUUAAUUCCUGUAUUUGUUGUUUAUCUUUUUUCAAAAUGCUUUGGGUACAAAUUACAUGAAAUAUAGUGCACCAAAGCUAAUGUAAGCAAGCACGUUAUCAUUUUUGAUUGAAUAUUAUUUUAUUAUUAUAAAGGUUGAUGUAGAUUAUAGCUUUUAGUGAAAAUACCGAUUGAAAUAUAUAUAAAUAAUUUUGAAAGACAUAAAUCACACUUCUUUUAUUGAGUAUAAAUGAAAUCAUGCUUGAGUAUAAAUGAAAUCAUGCUUAUAGACACUAUAUCAUAAUAUAAAAAAAAAUGAUAAACGUUGCCGCUGAGACUGUAAGAACACAGGACUUGGUUUCGUUUCCCGUUUGCGCAAUUGUCUGUAUCAUGACUUUUUCUUGGCCCAUAAUAUAAACAAAAACUUCAGAGGUGCGAUAAUUUAUUCAGACAAGUACAUUUUUUAAGUGGUCAAAAUUCUAUAACCCUAUAUUCAAUAUUUGUUGAGCUAAACGUUCUUUUUGCCAUUUUCUCAAAUUUCCAAACAUCGUUGCCUGACCAGUACUGUGCAAACAAUAGUUUUACUUUUGCAGGGGAAUGUGGUAAAUUCACAACGUACUUUAUGUUAACGAUGUCUUUAUUGACAAACAAAGUAACCUUUGACAUGCUUUGGACUUAUCUAGAUAGAGAUGGAGCUCUGAAUGGCUCCUGGUAACGAUCUUUGAAAUUACUCAUUUUAUUCAACUAUUUUGUGUGACCAGGGUUGUAGAUAAGAGCCUAAUGUUGCACAUCAAAUUUCUAUUAUGAUUCUAAUAGUUAUCAUAAUUUUCCUAACAAAACUACCCUCCUAUUAAAAUCAUCAUUUUGCAACGCCAACUCUAACAUACACAACUACCUAAUACACAACGCCCUCUAUUAAACAUUUUUGUCCAACAAAAAAACCCUUAAUACACAUGGCCAACUAAUAUACGUCGUCUUCCAUUAAACAACUCAACCUCAAAUACGCUGCCAUCUGAUAAACAACGCAAUCUUAACUUCGCCCUUUAAUAAAAACGCCGUCAUCUUAUAUACGCCGGCCCCCAUCAAACGUCGUCAUCUAAUGCAUAGCUAAAUUACAUCGUUUCUGAAAAAAAAAAACGUUUUCCGCCACCAGUAUACUUUGUGUUUUUAUUACCACUAGUCGAUAAGCCUGCAAAAAACUCCCUUAGGCAAAAAGUAAUUAAAAUCAUUCGUCAUUUGAAGAUUGAUGACGGCAGUAAAGAAUCAUCGAUAUGUAAUUUUUUAAAAACAAAUGUCUUUACUUAUUGGCUUCAUUGUGUAAAACUAUAAACGCUUAUAACGACAUAAACCGGCCUGUUGCAAAAUGGUCGGGCUGACCCAGCUUUACUAGAUUGGUCUCUUCUUGGUCUCAGGUAGUCUUUAGUUAUUCCUUCAGGAAAUGGCGUCAGUUAUUUUCACCUGUUUCUAAGUUAUUUAACUUUAAAAUUAUGACUGCAAUGCAAUGACUUCGCCAAACAUAAUA
Molecule: messenger RNA, 5888 nt
Organism: Hydractinia symbiolongicarpus
Lineage: Eukaryota; Metazoa; Cnidaria; Hydrozoa; Anthoathecata; Hydractiniidae
Exons: 10
Coding region: 1899-3812 (637 amino acids)
Biological process (GO): positive regulation of DNA-templated transcription; regulation of transcription by RNA polymerase II; cell fate specification
Cellular component (GO): nucleus
Molecular function (GO): RNA polymerase II cis-regulatory region sequence-specific DNA binding; DNA-binding transcription factor activity, RNA polymerase II-specific
Source: RefSeq, a predicted model, not a curated record